GUAAACUUCCUGUAAAGAUACUCCCUGCAGGUGUCUUAGACAAUUUAAUCAAUGUUACAUAUGUACGUAUUUACAUGUGUAUGUAGCGAUUUUAACCAUUAGUAUGUCUUAAUGUGUUCUGGAAUAGAAACCUGACUUCUCAUAAAAGGAAUUAGUUCAGUAAUAAUAAACGUCUUUGAUUGAAGUUCCGUCCUGCAGAAAGGGGUGGAUUUUGCCAAUCCUCGACAUUUUUUUGUUAAAAUUGACUGUAUCAUCUCCAUUUGAAGAGAUAAGAGAAUGUGGAGAUGACAUGACUGUAAUUGUGUCAAAUUUUGGAAAUGGCGGUUGCAGACCCCAGUUAUAAUCAAGUCGACACUAGUUCAGAUGAAGAGGAUGGGGCAAAAAAUAACAUCAACGGCAGUCCUUCUUCACCCAAGUCUGUGGGAGGCUAUAAUGCCUCUAAGCAAAAUGGAACUGCUGUAACACAUAUUGAUAGAUAUGGAUUUAUGGGUGGUUCCCAGUACACAAAUCCAGAUGAUGAACACAGGAUUGCAAUUGACAAACUCAGACAACGAGAGCUGAAAUGGCUAGAAAUGUUUGAUGAUUGGGAAAAAUGGAUGAGCAAAAGAUUCAAAAAGAUAAGAGAUAGAUGCAGGAAAGGUAUCCCACCAUCACUGAGGUCACGUGCAUGGCAGUAUUUGUGUGGGAGUAAAUUUCUCAUGGAACACAAUGAAGGAAGAUUUGAUGAAUAUCUACAGCAGCCAGGAAAUCCAAAGUGGGAAGAUGAUAUUACAAAAGAUUUACACAGACAAUUUCCUCAGCAUGAAAUGUUCAACUCAAAAGGAAGUUAUGGUCAAGAAGACUUGUACAAAAUUCUGAAGGCCUACACCAUUCACAAUCCAAGAGAUGGCUACUGCCAAGCCAUGGCCCCUAUAGCUGCUGUACUAUUGAUGCAUAUGCCAGCGGAGCAAGCGUUCUGGUGUUUUGUGUCCAUAUGUGAAAAAUAUGUCCAAGGAUACUACAGUCCUGGCUUGGAAGCUAUUCAAGUAGACGGGGAUGUUUUGUUUGGCUUACUCAAAAAGACACAACCAUCUGUGUACAAACAUAUAAAAAAGCAGCAGAUAGCCCCUAUACUGUACAUGACAGAAUGGUUUAUGUGUUUAUUCACCAGAACACUGCCUUGGUCUACUGUGUUAAGAGUUUGGGAUAUGUUUUUCUGUGAAGGCAUAAAGGUGAUAUUUCGUGUUGCUUUGGUGCUAUUUAAAAUUGUGUUUGGGGAUGCAGGGAAUUUUAAAGAUUGUCCAACACUGUACGAAACUCUGGAAAAACUAAGACACAUUCCAAUUCAGCAUUUAGAUGAAGAACUGGUAGUACAAGAUACAUUGAGACUGAACAUCAAUGAAAGAGAUAUGGAAAAGGAGCACCAGAAACAAAUUCAUCGACGGAAAACUAAAGACAAAUCAAAGAAAGGAGGGAAGCAGAAGUCAUGACAGAAAUCUAAGACAAUGUCUCUCUUCUCUGGAUGUGUCAGUUGUGACUUGUGCAUUUGUAUGUUGAAUCACAGAUUAUUUCCCCUCAUGCUAGUCAUAUUUAAGACAUUUUUAUAUUUUAGUAUCUGUGACAGAGUGAGACCCUUAAUGCUCUUGUUGUGUUGGCGUUGAUAUUGCAGAAAUCUACCUUACGUAGCCUUGGAGUUGAAUGUUAUGGUGCAUUUUUUUUUUCUUCACAAAUUUGUAUUCUGUCGUUAAUGCUAUUCAAUACUUUUGGUAUAUUUUUAAUGUGAUUUUUUUUCUAACCAAUCCUAAACUUUCUCUAAGGAAUAUGAAGUUUACCAACUAGUACACAUGUAUAUACAUGUACCUAACAUGAAAAUAUACUAUUGGGUGAAUUCAUUUUUUAAAUAGACUAAUUUAGAUUUUUCUAAAUUCUAAGAAGUAACAAAUCAUUAAUUUACAAAUAUGAAUUGUUAAAGGCUCCAAAAGAUUUGUGCUCAAAAGCUUUGCAAAUGAUAUUUUCAUACUACAUAUGUACUAGGUAGGUUUUAUAAUGGGAUGAACUUUAAAAGAAUUUGAAUAAAGUAUCGUUUAUUCUUUAAAUUUACUGUUCAAAAAAUGUGAAUAAAGCUUGUUCUAUGGAGUUGAGAUAUAAUUAUUGUGAUAACAUAUAGUGAUAGAAUAUGGACCAAUUUUCAUCAAACUUUGCUCAUUCCCAUUCUACAAAACAUUGUUCACUGCCUUUUUCCUCAAUUAUGCCCUCCCUAUUUAAUUUUAUGAACAAAGGGAAUGUAAUCAGAGUAACAAUGUGUGUAAAGAUCUUGACUGUGAGAGAGUCACAGAUAUUUACACAUAAAUGUACAUGUGCAUUUUUUUUUCACUUGCUCACCAAUGAUUAAAAAUAUUCCGAAAUGAUACAUUGUCCACAAAUUCAUGUAAUUGAAUAGAAACAUUCCUAAUAUUCCCUCAUGUUUGCAGUCAUAUAAAUAAUCAAGAAAGGUUUUUCUAUUAAGUGUACAAUGUAUUGGAUACUCUUGUGCUUGCUAUUUGUUGAAUAGUGCACGUAUGUAUACAUCUUGAUAAAUGUAGCCAUAGCAAUGGGAAACAUGGUGUGCAAAUCAUUACAGGUUUAAGUAGACUAAAAAAUAAUGUCAAGUAGUUAUAAAAAGAUAAAUAUGUGCAAUUAAUUCUUUUUAUUACUUGAGCUUUGUUCAUGAGAGUAUUGAAAAAGUCUUUAGAAUAUGCACAGCAGUUUGAUAUAGAAUUAUCAAUCUUAGGAUUGAAAAUAUCUGGUUAUGGAAAAAAUAAAAUGAUUUACUUAUUGUAUGAAAUGGGACAGGGAUAGUCAACAAGUAGAAUGGGUUAAUGUAAAUAAAAUCUAGGUCAUAUACAUGUAUGUAUACUUAGUCCAACAAUGUAUAUUUUGUGCCAUGAUAAGGGGGUUGUACUUUGAUAUGGGAAAUCUUUUUGUACACAAAUCAAUUGUUAAGCUCUUUUUUUUUUUCUCAAAUUAGCUAUAAAAACCUGUUCAUUGAUAUCAUAUGUGAUACACCAUGCUUACAAUUCUUUAGUUUCCAUGUAGCAGGAAAAAAAUACUUUGAGUUAAUUAUUUUAACUAUGAGUAGUUUAUGAAAGUGAUUCAGCUAUAAUGUAUAUUAAAUGGAAAUUUAUUUUUUAAAACAAUUCAAACUGGUUAUAAAUUUACUGGUAAUUCAAGAAGUUAUUUCUUUUCAAUCAAUGGGAUUGAACUAGUUUUUUUAUGACGAAGUUGAAAAAUUGUUUUGAAAAAAGGAAACAAAAAUUAAUAUCCAAAGUAUCAGUAAAUAAAUCAUAAGUAUUAGCACUUUCUGUGACUCAAUUGAUUUUUUUGUGUGUUUUUUUUUGUUUUUGUUUUUUUGGGGGGUUUUUUGUACUGGUGCUAAAAGAACUCUGGUUGAAUUUUUUUUUUUGAUGUGUUUCAGUGUUACUGCUUCAAUUUUAUUUAUGUAACUUAAUAGAAGAAUAUUUCAUGUAAAAAAUACCACACAAAUACCCUCUCAUAUCAUGUUAUUUUGUCUCACUGUCGUGUGCCAAUAUGAAUAUAUUUUAUUUUUGCUCCUCAGUAUUUGAAUUCAGAAAAGGAAAAAAAGGAGGUUUCAAACACUGUAGGAAUUUGUUUGAGAUACAUGUAUGAAUUUCAUUUAACCUGAAAAUUGUGAAAACCAAAUGGUAUCUAGAUUAUUAAUUCAAUAUGUGACAACGUAAUUGCAAGUGAAAAAACAAUUGCCAGAGCCAUAUUACAGAAUUUUUUUCUUGAACUGCAUUAAGAACUGAUUCAAUGUUGACAUAAUUACGAAUACAGACCUUAAUUUAAAAUCAUUUUAGCAAUGUCUUAAAAUGAAAAUAUUGUGAUAUAUUUUGAAAUAGGUCCUUUUCAAACAAAAAAUGAUAUAAUUAAUCAUAUAGAACUGAAAUUACAUGUAUGUAAUAUAUAAAAUACAUGUAGAAUCAAAAAUGUUUAUUUAGUUUGAAGUCAUAAAGGAGGAAUAUAUAAAAUAAGGUCCACACAGCCUAUGUACUUUGCUAGUUAACAAUCCUUGUUUUAUAUAUAGAUAAUGAAUAGUCAUUCAUUGUAUUGUCGUAUGGAUGGAACAAUUUUUAUUUUGAGAAAAUAAACUGACCAUUCUAAUGCCAA
Molecule: messenger RNA, 4146 nt
Organism: Magallana angulata
Lineage: Eukaryota; Metazoa; Mollusca; Bivalvia; Ostreida; Ostreidae
Product: TBC1 domain family member 10A-like
Exons: 9
Coding region: 318-1469 (383 amino acids)
Source: RefSeq, a predicted model, not a curated record